AUGCAGACGAGCAGAGGGCAGAGCACAUCGCCAGAGCACCUGGUGCAAGGAGAGGAGAGGGGUUUGGCGUGGGCCGUGAGAUCUCAGCUGUCAGGCAUCCGCAGUGUGACAGUCUCGGCGCCUGGAGUUCUGCUGGAAGAGUGGACGCCCACUGAUUUGGAGGAAUCAGCGGUGCUGCGGGAAGAUGCAGCGGCUGUCUUGCGGGAAAUGCUAAAAACGGCGAACGUCUAUGUGUUGGCCCAUGUGAUAGAUGACAUAGGCGAGGCGACAGUGAGGGGGGCGCUGGAGGCGGGGGGUCUGGUGGGCCCAAGUGUUGGGCAGAUCCCUCCCCACAGAGUGCUCUUCUGCUCGACGCUAGAGGGCAAGGUGUCCAUCGUGAGGCAGCUCGAGCCGGAACUCCAUAUUGACGGUCACCCUCAGACGAUUGAGGCCCUGAAGCGCUUCAUGCCACAGCUGCUUCAUGUGAGGCAUCCCAAAGCUGAGGCGGCCGGGGUGGGGUCUCCCAAUGUGAGGGAUCAGCUCUAUGAAGCUGUACAAGAGCUCGAAGCAAUGCUCGCUGAUGCAGAUGCCCCAGCCCAGGAGCCAGAUCUGGAAGGAGCCGAGGAAGAAGCCAGCCAUGCUGGUCUUGGCUUCAGAGAUGCAUCCGUAGGGGCAAGUAAUGAUGGCAGCGAUGAGGAUGAGGAGUACGACGAAGAAGAGGAAGAGGAGGACAUUGGGGACGCAGCAGAAGAAACAGCAUCUGACAGCGCUGUGCCUUCAAGAGCCACUCUUGCCAUGGCAGCGGAUGCAGAAGCAGUCGCUCAGGCGGCGCGAGCCGGGCCCCAGACAGAGACAAUCCAUUUUGCGACGUGGGAGGCGCACACAAGGGGUGUCGGAUCGAAGCUCAUGGCUGCCAUGGGGUAUCGGAAGGGGACAGGCCUGGGAUUGCGCAGAGACGGCAGCGCUGCACCCAUCGAGGUGCAAAUGCUCAGGAAAGGGGCAGGCUUGGGCGUGGAGGCACUCAGCAGAAAGCUGAGGAAGAGCAGCCGCGGCGGCGAGCGCAGCAGGCGAAGGAAGCUGGCGGAUGCGGCCCGGGCUGCCAGGGAGGCGGAGAGGGACUCUCAAACGCAGCUGGAAAUUGAGGCAGGGCAGCCGGGCCUCUUUGCUUUCAUCAACACCCGACUCACAAAUGGACAGCAGCCUAGCGGGCAGGCUUCAGCAAACAGCGGAGGGAACAGCAAGGACAGCAGUACCAGCGGAAAGAAAGAAAAGACUGAGCACAAGCAGAUGGACAGGAGGGCUCUUGCUGCACAGCAGGAUGAGGUUGCUGUUGUGCGGGACAAGCUGGCACGACUGAAGCAGAUGGCUGCACGGAACGCCAACGAUGGAGUCAUCAGUGCUCAGGUGAAGCAGAAAAUACAGGCUCUUGAGAAGGAGCUUGCAGCGGCAGAGGCAGUGUCACAGCAUGCCCACAGAGCAGUGCAUGCCAAGGAGAAAGAGAAGAAAUGGCUAAAAUUCUGA
Coccomyxa subellipsoidea C-169 is the source of this 1500-nucleotide messenger RNA. RefSeq lists its product as hypothetical. Bases 1 to 1500 code for a protein of 499 amino acids. The record is from RefSeq and is a predicted model, not a curated record. Gene Ontology annotation, molecular function: nucleic acid binding. NCBI's taxonomy places the organism in Eukaryota, Viridiplantae, Chlorophyta, Trebouxiophyceae, Coccomyxaceae. The transcript is spliced from 12 exons.